Messenger RNA from Anguilla anguilla (European eel), 5224 nucleotides. RefSeq names its product cullin-4B-like. The transcript is spliced from 20 exons. Gene Ontology annotation, biological process: DNA damage response; ubiquitin-dependent protein catabolic process; protein ubiquitination. Gene Ontology annotation, molecular function: ubiquitin protein ligase binding. The record is from RefSeq and is a predicted model, not a curated record. Gene Ontology annotation, cellular component: Cul4B-RING E3 ubiquitin ligase complex. The coding region runs from base 353 to 2935 and encodes 860 amino acids. Lineage: Eukaryota; Metazoa; Chordata; Actinopteri; Anguilliformes; Anguillidae.
AAAUAUGGACGAACUUUGUUAAAACCAACUGCCGACGUUUUAUACUGUGUUUAUACUCACAGAAUUACCUAUAUCGCGUGUGCCUGAGCUUUGAUACAUAAAGUAUAAUUAAACGCUUCACAACGUAAUGAAUAUGAGAGUUGUCGGUAGGAAGUAAUAGUCCGCCAUCUUUUUCUGCCAAUAACAAGAAAGAGAGUGGAGCUGUAGUUUAAUUUUAUUGUCUGUUUCCAAUUUAUAAUAAACGUAGACGAUUAUAUUUACCAGGGAUUUGGCUGUAAGAAACAAACAGGGGCCGUUAACCUCGAGGCUUUUAGGAUUAAUAGACUAGCUAUUUGAUUUUGUAACAAUUUUCAUGUUUCCAACAGGUUUAUCUUCCCCUAAUCCCCUACCGCCAGCUCAGGAGGUUAGACCAGCAGCUUCAGAUGGUAAUAACGACAGCAGUAACAAUUCAGCGUCCAAAAAGAGAAAAAUAAACAGCUCCGAGAAGGAAGGCUUUGAUUCAGUUUCUUCAUUUUCCACCAAAAUUUUUAGCAACAUCUCUUCUUCCUCUGGCACUUCCUCUUCGCAUCUCAGUCAGAAGAAGUUGAGGUUCGAGGACUCCGUUGAUUUCAUUGGACUGGAUGUAAAAAUGGCUGAGGAAUCCUCCUCCAGCACGUCGUCUUCAAACAAGACUAAAAACGUUUUCUUGGCUGCUGGUGUAGGGCACCACGCUAACGGACUUACCAAGACUGUUGGUUCCACUACCUUCUCAAAUAACAGCAAACCUGGUGCAGCAAGAAAACUAGUUAUCAAGAACUUCAAAGAAAAGCCGAAAUUGCCAGAGAACUAUACAGACGAGACGUGGCAGAAGUUGAAAGAGGCAGUGGAGGCCAUUCAGAACAGCACCUCAAUCAAGUAUAAUCUCGAAGAACUCUAUCAGGCUGUUGAGAAUCUCUGCUCCCAUAAGAUAUCUGCAAAACUUUAUAAGCAACUGAGGGUGGUGUGUGAAGACCACAUUAAGGCCCAAAUUCAUCAGUUCAGAGAAGAGGCACUAGACAGUGUCCUCUUCUUGAAGAAGAUAGACAAAUGCUGGCAAGAUCACUGCAGACAAAUGAUCAUGAUUAGAAGCAUCUUUUUAUUUUUGGAUCGAACCUAUGUUUUACAAAAUUCAAUGCUGCCAUCUAUCUGGGACAUGGGCCUGGAGUUAUUCAGGUUUUACAUAAUCAGCGACCAGAAGGUGCAGAACAAGACCAUCGACGGGAUCCUGCUGCUCAUCGAGAGGGAGCGGAACGGCGAGGCCAUCGACCGCAGCCUGCUGCGCAGUCUCCUGAGCAUGCUGUCUGACCUGCAGAUUUAUCAGGACUCGUUUGAGCAGCGGUUCCUGGAGGAGACCCACCGUUUGUACGCAGCGGAGGGACAGAGGUUGAUGCAAGAGAGAGAGGUUCCUGAGUAUCUCCAUCAUGUAAACAAGCGCUUGGAAGAAGAAGCUGAUAGGGUGAUCACAUAUUUAGACCAGAGCACACAGAAACCUCUCAUUGCGACUGUGGAAAAGCAGUUGCUAGGUGAACACCUGACGGCCACUCUCCAGAAAGGUUUGAAUCACCUCCUGGAUGAGAAUAGAAUCCAGGACCUGUCUCUGCUGUACCAGCUCUUCAGCAGGGUGCGAGGAGGCGUGCAGGUCCUUCUGCAGCACUGGAUUGAGUACAUCAAGGCCUUCGGAAGCACAAUAGUCAUCAACCCCGAGAAAGACAAAACUAUGGUGCAGGAGCUGCUGGACUUCAAGGAUAAGGUGGAUCACAUCAUUGACAUCUGCUUCCUGAAGAAUGAAAAGUUUGUCAAUGCAAUGAAGGAGGCUUUUGAGACGUUCAUCAACAAAAGGCUGAACAAACCGGCUGAACUCAUCGCCAAACAUGUGGAUUCAAAGUUGAGAGCUGGGAACAAGGAGGCCACAGACGAGGAACUGGAGAAGAUGCUGGACAAAAUCAUGAUCAUAUUCCGGUUCAUUUACGGUAAAGAUGUUUUUGAGGCCUUUUACAAGAAAGAUCUGGCGAAAAGGUUGCUGGUGGGGAAGAGCGCAUCUGUGGAUGCAGAGAAGUCCAUGCUGUCUAAACUAAAACACGAAUGUGGUGCAGCCUUCACCAGCAAACUGGAAGGUAUGUUCAAGGACAUGGAGCUGUCCAAGGACAUAAUGGUGCAGUUUAAACAGCAUAUGCAAUGUCAGAAUAUCCCUGGCAACAUUGAAUUGACUGUGAACAUUCUGACCAUGGGUUACUGGCCAACCUACGUGCCUAUGGAAGUGCAUUUACCUCCAGAGAUGGUGAAACUACAAGAGAUUUUCAAGAGUUUUUAUCUUGGGAAGCACAGUGGGCGGAAACUGCAGUGGCAGUCGACACUGGGGCACUGUGUCUUGAAAGCUGAAUUUAAAGAGGGGAAAAAAGAGCUGCAAGUGUCCCUGUUCCAGACUUUGGUGCUUCUCAUGUUCAACGAAGGAGAGGAAUUCAGCUUGGAGGAAAUUAAACAGGCAACAGGAAUAGAGGACAGUGAGCUGCGACGGACCUUGCAGUCCCUGGCUUGUGGAAAGGCCAGAGUCCUGUCCAAAAUCCCAAAGAGCAAAGAUGUGGAGGACGGCGACAAAUUCUCAUGCAACGAUGACUUCAGACAUAAGCUCUUCAGGAUAAAGAUCAACCAGAUCCAGAUGAAAGAAACAGUGGAGGAACAGGCCAGCACCACAGAACGUGUCUUCCAGGAUCGGCAGUACCAGAUAGAUGCAGCCAUUGUGCGGAUCAUGAAGAUGAGGAAGACUCUGAGCCACAACUUGCUGGUCUCUGAGGUGUAUAACCAGCUGAAAUUCCCAGUCAAGCCUGCUGACCUAAAGAAGAGAAUAGAGUCACUCAUCGACAGGGACUACAUGGAGCGUGAUAAGGAGAAUCCCAAUCAGUACAACUAUGUGGCAUAAACAGAGGGGGUAGAUUCAUACAGACCAUCAACUGCUUCAAGUACUCUGUCAUCCAGGCUCAAAUGGAUGUUACGAUUACCCUAUUAAACCAAGCAUCCGACAACUGAAUGGAUAUGGCCCUUCCAAAUGAGACUGGGUCAGCUGACUGCUUUCCUGUGGACUGCAUGCCCAUUAAAGAGAAUAUUGUCCAUUUUCAAAGUGCUUACAAGAAGCAAAGGCCAUCCUGAACAAGAGCAAGACGAGUCAAACCUGGCCUUUUAAGGAAAAAACAGUAUUUAUUUUGGAACAUAGAUAUUUGUGAUUUGCUAGCUUAUGGCAUUUUUCUCUUUUUUGUUGUUGGUUUUUUUAAGACUUUUAAAAAAAAUCAGUUUAUCCCAUGCAGUAGAUCUUUGACUUUAAUCAUACCCAUUUAACAAAAAUGGAUGAAAAUGGAAAGUUUUAAUACAUUGGACGUUCAUCUGUUUUGCUCCUCAUUGGAUUAGUGUUAUCAGUGGAAUUUCAUGAAAAAAGGUUUUGUGUAAGUCCCUCUACUACGCUUUUUUUACUGUUUGAAAGGAUAAGAUGAACUUAAAUUUAAGUAUCUUCGGCCCAUGAUUCGCAUACACAGAAAAGAUAAUAUGGUUGUUUUUCGGGUUAAGACAUUUUAAUAAUGUGCCAAAAAGACAGCACAUCAUUUGUUUGUAGAAUUUGUUAAUGCUGCUGAACAUUUUCACUUGUAAAUUGUUAUUCAUUCAAAUAUUUGUUUCAGCUCCAGUGCAACUUCUGUUGUCAUUUUGAGUUUUUUUUUUUUUUUUUGUAUAUACAUCUUUUUAUGGAAGGUGGAGAUUGAAAUAGGGAGGAAGACUGCAGGGCCAUCUAACAGUCCAUGUCUGAAAAAUUGGAAUUGUACUGCAAAUUCUGGCUCCUCCUCUUUUGCCCAAGCGCCCUUAAUAGGCUAGAGAUUUAUAUGCUAUCUGAUUCUGUUGUGAUCACAUAGUUUAAUUAAGGAACUCUACGCAACAGUGUAUGUUAGUGAUGGGCAUGAACAGUUCUGGGAUUGAUGGUGUGUAAAAUUAUGCUGACUUCUGUCCAUGUCUGUAUCAUUCAUAAACUUAUUUUUUGUUACUACAGAUUAAACCAGUUUCCAUGUUUUCCCUGUUAUCAUUUAAUAUUUUUAUGUAUUGGUAAGGAAGUUUUUGACAUCUUUCUCAAUGCUACAAUCAAGUGUGAACUGUUUGGGUGGAUAUAAUUUCUGCACUGUCCUGUCAGUCAGUCUACAUUUGAAGGUUUUUUUGUUGUUUUUGUUCGGUUUGUAUUGCUGCAGCAUUUUCAAAAUGAAAAUAUGUUUUGGUGUUUUCAAGGCGCACUUCCCACAAAAAUGGAACACAGCCUAUGAACCCUUAAAUGUUUUAUGAUUGAAAUACAUGCAGAAUUCAGAUAAAUUAAUUUGUGUUAUUAGUUGUUGGCAGAGGCUUUUUUGGUAACAGGAGGGUGGUUUGGGGUCAUUUUAAAAAGUCCACCCAAACAAUACAGGAAAGACAGACAUUUUAAUUUGUGAAAGUGUGAUGUCAUGACAUUGCAGGCCCAUGUGUUCUUCUGUUUUUCCACUGAUCUUAGUGGAAGCGGUGCCAAAAAAAGGGUUUUAACAUGUGGCAUACAUGUGGCUGAUAAGAAUGUGGAAACAAAAUCCUGAAUGUUGUUUGGCAAUACUGACAUCCUCUAGCAGUUUACAAGUUCAGUGCCAAUACCAUAGUUAUCCACUAGACUCCAGUCAGAACCAUUCAUCUCUGUUCUGUUUUGUUUUCCCGUUUGGCCUGUGGAUAUUAAGUUUAAGUUAAGUACAGGUUGGGAAGGCGUAAUUAGGAUACAGAUCUCACUGUCCAGACAUUCAGCUUACCUACUCAGUUACCUACGGUCAUUCCAUGAUUUUCCCUUUUAGAUGACUAUGCCAUCCCAUAUACUCACAAAGACUGCAGAUGAGCAUGCACUAGCUGUUGCACAGCCUGUGAUUCUUUAGCUAAGUUUUUUCUUCUUUCUUUUUAGUCAGAUUCCAUUAUUUGUGUACUAUUUUAAGACUCCAUGUUUCCAAAUUGGAUAUAUAUAUAUUUUACAAAAGGUUCAAAGGAAAUGGGCAUGUUACACAGUCAACAAAUGAAAGUCUGCAAAAGCAAAAUAUAACAUUGGAUAGUCUUUUUAAUACUUCACAACAAAGGUGAUAAGGGUAUGUUAUAUACUGUAUAUAGAUAUUCCCUAGGAGAGAGUGAGUCUGUAUUCUAGUUUGUGUCAUAAAAUAAAUAUUUAAAAAUCAAA